UACAUGUACAGAAAAUACUUCAAAGCUGUGAUAUAACCUAUUGGUGUAAUACUUAAUUGUUCAGUAUCAAAUUCAAAAUGACUGAGAGCUAUUCUGAAGAAUAAAUAAGAAAAUAACUAGCCUUCAAAGUUUUAGAAGAAAAUAGUGAUGGCCAUAACUUCGGGAGAAUAGACGCGUGUAAAUGUGUUAAUAUAUUUGUGGAGGAUUGUGUUAGUACAUGAUGGCUAGUGAAGACAACUUACUUAGUGCUUCGACAGAGAAAGGGUUCACUUUCGAGUUCAAUUCGAGUGCUGAGCUGGCAAUGGUGCCUUUGUUCCAAAACUAUUCUGAUACUCUCCUGAAUGUUGCAACUGCGUGCUGCGUGAUUUUCGUGGUCAUAGGCAUUCCGGGCAAUCUUAUCACUAUUGUUGCACUUGCUCGCUUUAAAAAGAUUCGGAACGCGACGGCGAUAUUUAUAAUAAACUUGCACAUCAGUGAUUUGAUGUUCUGCAGCAUAAUCCUGCCGAUGACUGCGAUGACAUUCGCUCAGAAAAAAUGGACUCACGGCUGGAUAAUGUGCCAAUUGUACCCUUACUUGAAAUUUUCUUUAAAUGCGACCUCCAUCUUCACGAUACUGGCCAUCAGCAUCAACAGAUACAUCAUGGUGUGCCAUCCAAUGUGGUAUCCUAGGUUUUAUAAAAGAAGAAACAUAUCAAUAAUGAUAUUGUUGAUGUGGGCAUCAGCCUUAGCAAUAUUUUUACCAUCUAUCCUCGGUAAAUGGGGUCGUUACGAGUUGGAACCUAGCGAAGGAUUCUGCACAAUGUUAGAGGACAGAAAUGGCCUCUCUCCAAAGACUUUCUUUUUGUGCGUUUCCUUUGUUGGACCCUAUUUCGUUAUAGCUUUAUGUUACGCACGUAUAUGGUGGUUGGCAAGGAAAACUGGUAAAAAGCCUGGAAGCCAUAACCCAAGACUGACCGAAACCCGAAUACGUCCUACCCAUCUACCACUAUCUCACACCACAUCAGACACUUCUAUGGAGGGUAGAACACUCAUUAGCUUCGAUCCUUCGAGCCCUGGGAGCAGCUCACCGGACGACGUCCCAACGCCUAGAGAAGAACAACGGUUCAAUUAUUUCAAGGCUCCAUUUAGACUUACAAGACGAGAAGUAAGGCCCAAAGCCCCAACCAGAAAAGACAAAAAGCUAUGCGCCAUGAUUGCUGCAAUAAUGUUGUCUUUUUGCGUUUCGCAUCUGCCUUUAAUGAUCGCGAGACUUGCAUACAAGGAAUAUAAAUAUGAACCUAUAGCGAACGUUGCCGCACACUUGCUGGGGUACUUCGGGACUUGUAGUAACCCCAUAAUCUAUGUGAUAAUGUCAAGUGAAUAUCGGCAAGCUUACAGGAGUCUCUUUGACGCCAUUAAACAUGUGUCAGUUUCUUCAAAGAUGAGUAGUUCUCAGUAAUCGAUGGACUUCGCUCUACAUGUGUUGUAUUUUAUAUUUUUGAUGGGUUUGACUGGUGACCAAAGAUAUUGAAAAGAAAAUUCUACGAAAAUGUUGAAGAGGAAAAUGCUGUAAAUAAAUAAAUCGUUCACUUAACAAUAUAAGGACAACAACACAUGUCUGUUUUAUAGAAAAACAAACAGUACUCACAAAAUUAAUUUUCCUGUUGAUUUGAUGUCUGAACUUAAAUGUAUCCGAACUAUGUCUAAAUAGAUCUCACUGUCGGCUCGUCGCCUACGUAA
Helicoverpa zea (corn earworm) is the source of this 1719-nucleotide messenger RNA. RefSeq names its product G-protein coupled receptor moody-like. Gene Ontology annotation, cellular component: membrane. NCBI's taxonomy places the organism in Eukaryota, Metazoa, Arthropoda, Insecta, Lepidoptera, Noctuidae. Bases 218 to 1438 code for a protein of 406 amino acids. The record is from RefSeq and is a predicted model, not a curated record. The transcript has 3 exons. Gene Ontology annotation, biological process: G protein-coupled receptor signaling pathway. Gene Ontology annotation, molecular function: G protein-coupled receptor activity.